This is a messenger RNA of Pelagomonas calceolata, 945 nucleotides long. The record is from the annotation of a GenBank genome assembly. Lineage: Eukaryota; Pelagophyceae; Pelagomonadales; Pelagomonadaceae.
UCUGCUUACACUCGUCCGCAAUCAGACCAUUCUGGGGGAGGUCCAAGGGUAGGAAGGGGGGGCGGUCAGACCACUAGAGCUUGCGCGAGCUCCGUUCGCGUCGCAGGGAAGUCGCGCGCCGCAGGGGCGCCGCCGCGGUUUCGGGGGCCUCAGCUUCGGUCGCGGCGGCCUGUCCGGGCGGCUCCGGGUCGGCCGCGAACUCCGGCGCUACCCGGCGCGGCGGGCCGCGGGAACUGUUCUCGCGCCGCAGUGACCGUCCGGCCGGCGCGACCCUUGGAGAGACCCUUGUCGUCGUCUCGGGCGCGGCUUGGCCGGCGCCCAGAGGCAAGACUCUUGGAGAGACCCUUGGAGAGACCCUUGUCGGCGUCUCGGGCGCGAGUUGACGCGUCGAGCGCUCGCGGCGGAGUGAGGAAGCGCGCAGGAGCGAGCCCGGGUCGGCCGAGGGUGAGAACUCGGGCGCUUCUCGGCGCGGCGCGCCGCGGGAACUGUUCUCGCGGCGCAGAGACCGUCCGGCAGGCACCACGCGCGGUGAGACUCUUGUCGUCGUCUCGGGCGCAGCUUGGCCGGCGCCCAGAAGGUUGCGAAAUCCCCGGACUCGAGCGGCUCCACAGCGGAGAACCACGACACGCCCCGCGCACCCUGGACAUAGUCUCCCGUCGACGCGUGCCACGCGUGGUAGCGGGCGAGCGGCGCGGAGAAAACGACUUGCAACGCGCCGUAGGCGACUCCGCCGCCCAUCUCGACCGCCACGACAAAGCCCGCGCCGGACGCCUCGACGACGAGCUGCGCCGGCGUCUUGGGCGCGACGACGGCGGUGAGGCGGCGUGUUGGGCAGCUGCCUUGCGUGACGCCGCACGACGUCGACGCGCACGGGGUGUUGUCGAACGCGUAGUCCAGGUUCACGCUGUCGUCCACGCACCAGCCGAGGUCCUGGUCGAAGGCCGA